This is a messenger RNA of Kluyveromyces marxianus DMKU3-1042, 870 nucleotides long. RefSeq names its product putative 3'-5' exonuclease (gene REX4). The transcript has a single exon. The coding region runs from base 1 to 870 and encodes 289 amino acids. NCBI's taxonomy places the organism in Eukaryota, Fungi, Ascomycota, Saccharomycetes, Saccharomycetales, Saccharomycetaceae. The record is from RefSeq and is a predicted model, not a curated record. Gene Ontology annotation, cellular component: nucleus. Gene Ontology annotation, biological process: ribosomal large subunit assembly; rRNA processing. Gene Ontology annotation, molecular function: nucleic acid binding; 3'-5' exonuclease activity.
AUGGUGCUGUCGAGUAAUUGGUUGAACUUGGUGAAGUCAGAUGAAUCUGUAAAGUCGAGCAAAAAGAAGAAGAAUGAUGUUUCGAAGAAAAAGCGUAGUACUAAACCUAGCGCGAAGGUAAAGAAAGGAAAUGUUGAGGACAGAAAAGGAGCAGCAGGUGUUAUAAAGCCCAAGAACAGCUCCAAGAUCAUGGAUAUGGUGGCUACCAUGAAUAGGGAAAUUGAAAAAGUGGAGAAAGAAAGAUCGACGAAACGGCCUAGCGAGGCUAGCGAUGGGGCAGACUCUGUGUUGAAACAAAAAUUGACGGAAGACAUUGCUACUAAUAAAUCAUCCAGGACAAAUGAAGUGGGUAAGUACAUUGCAAUGGACUGUGAAUUUGUUGGGGUUGGUCCUGAGGGUAAGGAGAACGCGUUGGCUAGAGUUUCCAUUGUCAACUACUACGGAAAUGUGGUGUUAGAUUUGUUCGUCAGACCAGAAGAGCCAGUAACAGACUGGAGAACUUGGGUCAGUGGUAUAAAGCCUCAUAUGAUGGCCAAUGCUGUGACGAAACAAGAGUGUCAAAAACAGGUUGCCAACGUGUUGAAUGGAAGAAUCCUUGUAGGACACUCUGUUCAUCAUGAUCUAGCAGCUUUAAUGCUGUCACAUCCUAGAAAAAUGAUCAGAGAUACUUCAAGACAUAUGCCGUUCAGACAAAAGUACAGCGAGGGGAAAACUCCAAGUCUAAAGAAGCUCACGAAGGAAGUUCUGAAAUUGGAUAUUCAGGAGGGAGAGCACAGUUCAAUUGAAGAUGCAAGAGCAACAAUGCUUUUAUAUAAAUCGGAUAAAUUGGAAUUUGAAAAGUUGCAUAACAAGCAAUUUGGCGGGCCAUAG